GGAUGAAUUGAAUAGCAUUAGCAGUUGUAAGAUGAUAAGCCUGAGAUAUACAUUACGUGAUUUUCACAUUAUUCAUGCGCUCAUUCAAACUGCACUCCUCUCUUUCACUUUACCACCUAUCAUUCGUCAACUUCGGCUGCGAAAAUUACCUGGUCACUGAAUUGUUCGCCGUAGAUAGGAAAAAGGGUAGAAAGAAUUAAAUGGGUGCUUCUUCUUCAGUCCCACAGAAAUCCCUCCACGAUUUCACCGUCAAGGACAGCAAAGGUAAUAUCGUGAACCUGAAGAUUUAUGAACGGAAGGUCUUGCUUGUUGUUAAUGUUGCUUCCAAAUGCGGGUUCACGAACUCAAAUUACACCCAGUUGACUGAACUUUACACUAAGUACAAGGAUAAGGGUUUUGAGAUUUUGGCCUUUCCAUGCAAUCAAUUCAUGAAUCAAGAGCCACGAUCGAGCCAAGAAGUAGAACAAUUUGCCUGCACACGAUUCAAGGCUGAGUAUCCCAUCUUUCAAAAGGUAAAAGUGAAUGGACCAGAUACAGCACCAGUUUAUAAAUUCCUUAAAGCAAGUAAAGGUGGUUAUUGUGGUUCUAGCAUCAAAUGGAACUUCACCAAGUUUCUAGUUGACAAACAUGGGCAUGUAAUUAAACGCUAUGGAACGGCCACCUCACCUUUGGCAAUUGAGGACGAUAUUAGAAAAGCUCUGGGAGAAACUUGAGUGACUUGUGUUCAGCUUAGACGUAGACUAGAAAACUGAACUUAUAUAGUCCACAUAAUGGAAGCAUGCGUGUUGUGAACUCUGAAAUGCAGCAAAUUAGAUGUGUAUUUGGCUAUGUUACUUUUGGCCUCGUCAGUGUGACAUACAAACAUGGUUGUAUAUCCCUGGUGUGGAUCGGAUCAUCUGCUAUGCUGUGGACCAUGUGUUGUUUCCUUAAGAUUUGUGAACUUCGUUUCCUCGGGUUCACUAUGUAAUCUGUUGUCUGUAUUUGAAGUUAGUUUAAGUUCAAACAGUAGUGAUUGUGAUGGUACAAGACCAUUCACCGUAGCGUUGGUUGUUGAUAGUUGGUAUGAUGUCGAAUUCUGAAGGAUAUUGUCUAUAAUCCCUUUUGCAGUGCUUCUUCUGCUACUAUACUAUGACGGUAGCUAUUGAAUCAUAAGAAACCACUGUUCUGUCA
Messenger RNA from Sesamum indicum (sesame), 1170 nucleotides. Its product is annotated as putative glutathione peroxidase 4. Gene Ontology annotation, cellular component: cytosol. Gene Ontology annotation, biological process: response to oxidative stress. Gene Ontology annotation, molecular function: peroxidase activity. Lineage: Eukaryota; Viridiplantae; Streptophyta; Magnoliopsida; Lamiales; Pedaliaceae. The record is from RefSeq and is a predicted model, not a curated record.